Molecule: messenger RNA, 738 nt
Organism: Guillardia theta CCMP2712
Lineage: Eukaryota; Cryptophyceae; Pyrenomonadales; Geminigeraceae
Exons: 1
Biological process (GO): protein dephosphorylation
Molecular function (GO): cation binding; protein serine/threonine phosphatase activity
Source: RefSeq, a predicted model, not a curated record
CUGGAAGACGUGGAAGUGCAAGUCCCGGACCUCUCUGCCUUGGGGUCGGAGGAGCUGAGCAAGUACAGGAGCGCCUUCUUCGCCAUCUUCGACGGGCAUGCAGGGAGAAACGCUGCUGAGUUCUGUGCGGAGAACUUGCCGAGGCUGAUCGCGGAGAAGAUCGAGAAGCCGACAGAGAACGAGCACGUGAGGAAGGCGAUCAUGCAGGGCUUCAAGGAUGCCGACGCCAAGUUCCUCGCGAUGGCGGAGGAGCGCGGCUUCAAGGAUGGCUGUACCGCAGUCACGGUGACGCUCCUACGCGACGUGAUGUUUGUAGGAUGGGUAGGAGACUCCAAGGCUGUGCUGGCGAGGAGGGAGAGAGAGGAGGAGAGUUCGCGGCUCAAGGCCCUCAGCCUCACGCGGGAUCACACGGCGAUGCAGGCGAAGGAGCGGGAGAGGAUCGUCAAGGCCGGAGGCUUCGUGGAGAACAACCGGGUGAACGGGAUCAUGGAGGUCAGCAGGUCCAUCGGCGACCCGCAGCUCAAGAAGGCUGGUGUUUCCUCCUCCCCUGAGAUCGAACGAGUCACCCUCUGUGACCGCGACGAGUUCCUCCUGCUCGCUUGCGACGGCCUCUGGCGCGUCAUGGAUGCCAAGGAAGCUAUCGAAAGGUCUGGAUACUCCCUCCUCCCUCCUCCCUCCUCCCUCCUCCCUCCCCCAUUGUUCCGGCCGGUGGCACCAGCAACUCCGCGAGUACACUGA